Messenger RNA from Anisakis simplex (herring worm), 273 nucleotides. The record is from the annotation of a GenBank genome assembly. NCBI's taxonomy places the organism in Eukaryota, Metazoa, Nematoda, Chromadorea, Rhabditida, Anisakidae.
AUGGUAUCUUUUGUAGGUGUUUUGGUUUAUGUGAACAAUGUGGAGCGUGGUCAGCCGGAAGUUUACGUAGUGCUGGAAGAGGCACAAAUUGGAAUUCGAAUCCGCGAAUCGUAUGCGGUCGAUAUCGAUCGUCUGCCGAUGUACCAAGAAAGUAUGGGCAUGCUCGAUGUAACUCUUAGUGUGCCUCCUCAAUAUGGUGUGGUAUGUAGCUUGAUGAAUUUACUCUUGUCUUCAACGAGCUCUUCAUCUUUCGAGAUAACAUGCAGAAAAUGA